AUGCGUCGGAGUGUCUUUUUCAUGGGCCGCAGCCUCACCCAGCGGCAUCUGAACGCAUGUCGCAGCCCGCUGCUGACGGGGUACGUUCGCCCCACGGCGCUCUCCUGCACGGCGCGCGGGCUGGCAACCUCGCCGUUGGCAGUUGGGGCACUGCUCGGAGCCUCUGCGUCGUCGGGGUCUCCGCUGCCGACGGAGGACCUGUUCGAUGGUGCCCUGACACACACCGUUACAACGCUGCUGGCGCGGAGUCUCAGUGUCUCGCUGCUUGCCGAUUUCAUGAGCCUGCAGAAUAGUUCAACGUGUGUCAUAGUAUGCGAAAGAGUAGUCGGGGGUCUUGCUGUCAUCUCCGCUCGCUUCGCGACAUUUCUGGUGCGCUGA
Molecule: messenger RNA, 378 nt
Organism: Trypanosoma conorhini
Lineage: Eukaryota; Euglenozoa; Kinetoplastea; Trypanosomatida; Trypanosomatidae
Exons: 1
Coding region: 1-378 (125 amino acids)
Source: RefSeq, a predicted model, not a curated record